Messenger RNA from Adineta steineri, 465 nucleotides. NCBI's taxonomy places the organism in Eukaryota, Metazoa, Rotifera, Eurotatoria, Adinetida, Adinetidae. The record is from the annotation of a GenBank genome assembly.
AUGGUUGACUACAGAACUCCAUCACUUAUUACUGUACCAAUCGAGCUGAUUUAUUGUAUUAUGGACAAUCUCGACACUGAAGCCCUUUUCCGUUCUCUUCGUGAUGUUUCUACACGCACCAAUGCCAUCAUGGACACUUAUGAACGAUAUAAGACACUGACUACACUACAUACUCCAGCGAUCAAUAUCGGUGAUGAAGGAGCUAUGUAUUUGGCAGAAGCUUUAUCAUUUAAUGAGACACUGACAGAACUGAAACUUGGCUACAAUAAGAUCAGCAAUCAAGGAGCGCAAUAUUUUGCAAAUGCAUUAAAAGAAAAUACGACACUCAAAUUACUAGAGCUUUAUUCUAACAAUAUUGAUCAUGCAGGAGAGUUACAUUUUACAGAAGCAUUAGGGGUCAACAAUGUGGUCAAAAUUACAGGUCUUUCACAACAAUUCGAACGGCAACAUCCAGUUAGAAUAUGA